AUGAAUCCAAUGGAAUUCCACUCAUUCUCGACAUAUAGAAAACCAUACGUCAAUGAAUAUGUCAACGAAGUGGUGACGAGAAUGCCAAUACUCAGUACGGACUGUUUACUGGAUGUAGGGUGUGGAUUAGGUGAUUUUAUCGAAGCCUUGGUAGACGAAACACAGGCGAUGAAAGUAAUUGCACUGGACACUAACCAGGGAAUGAUUGACACUGCUAAAGAGAUGAACAGCGACCCGAGGAUACAAUAUAUUGUAGCUGAUGCUGGAAAUGCAGACGGUUUUAAAGAAAGCUGGAACAAUACCUUUGAUAAAGUGCUGUGUUACUAUGUUCUGCCGUACAUCAAGAAUUGGAAAUCAGUCACACUGAGAGGAAUUUAUGACUGCUUGAAACCAGGUGGACGUGCUUUUAUCAAUGUUGGACUCAAGUCAUCACAUGGGAUUCAAACCUUAAUUAGUAGUAUGGAUAUUUCAAAAUGGAAGCACUACUUUCAUGUAAGCUUAUACGCACAUAUCUUAAAAACCGAUAUAGCAAUAUUUUGGUAG
Messenger RNA from Saccoglossus kowalevskii, 543 nucleotides. RefSeq lists its product as uncharacterized. NCBI's taxonomy places the organism in Eukaryota, Metazoa, Hemichordata, Enteropneusta, Harrimaniidae. The record is from RefSeq and is a predicted model, not a curated record.